Molecule: messenger RNA, 6224 nt
Organism: Sarcophilus harrisii (Tasmanian devil)
Lineage: Eukaryota; Metazoa; Chordata; Mammalia; Dasyuromorphia; Dasyuridae
Gene: ANOS1
Product: anosmin 1
Exons: 14
Coding region: 162-2207 (681 amino acids)
Biological process (GO): neuron differentiation
Cellular component (GO): extracellular region; cell surface
Molecular function (GO): peptidase inhibitor activity; protein binding
Source: RefSeq, a predicted model, not a curated record
GGGCGGGGGGUGAACAGAGUUGAAUGAUUGAACUUUCUUUUUUAGUUUCUGCAGCAGUGAGGUUCCCCUCGUAGUCCAGCACCAGACGGGUGCAUAGGAGCUUAUCCAGGCGUCUCUUGCUCCUUGUACUCCCCUUGUUUCCCCUCCCCACACACAAAGCGAUGGUGUUAAAGGAUCCAGGCGUGUUUCUGACCCUUUUCCUAUGGAUUACGGCUUCCUGGGGCUGUCUGGCUACAGCUGCGGGGCUUGGUGCUGCAGCCCGCAAGCAGGACGAGACUCUUUCUGCUGUCAGUGUUUACAGAGCCAGAUGCACCUCCAGGUGCCUUAGCCUGCAGAUCACUCGAAUCUCAGCCUUCUUCAAGCAUUUUCAGAACAAUGGUUCCCUGGUAUGGUGCCAGACUCACAAACAGUGUUCUAAGUGUCUGGAACCCUGCAAAGAAUCAUGGGAGCUAAAGAAAAAUCAAUGCCAAAGUUUUUGCGAGCCUCUUUUCCCCAAGAAGAACUAUGAAUGCCUAACUAGCUGUGAGUUCCUCAAAUACAUUCUGUCAGUGAAGCAAGGUGACUGUCCAGCACCAGAGAAGGCAAGUGGUUUUGCAGCUGCCUGUGUGGAAAGUUGUGAAAUCGACAAUGAAUGCUCCGGAGUCAAGAAAUGUUGUUCGAAUGGAUGUGGACAUACCUGUCAAAUCCCCAAAAACUUAUACAAAGGUGUUCCUCUGAAGCCCAGGAAAGAAUUACGAUUUACAGAACUUCAAUCUGGACAGCUGGAGAUUAAGUGGUCCUCAAAAUUUAAUAUUUCAAUUGAGCCUGUAAUCUAUGUGGUGCAGAGAAGAUGGAAUUAUGGAAUCCAUCCUAGUGAGGAUGAUGCUACAAAUUGGCAGACUGUGGCACAGACUACUGAUGAGAGAGUUCAACUGUCUGACAUAAGGCCUAGCAGGUGGUACCAGUUCCGAGUGGCUGCCGUUAAUGUGCAUGGAACAAGAGGCUUCACAGCACCCAGUAAACACUUCCGCUCUUCUAAAGAUCCUUCUGCUCCACCAGCUCCAGCUAAUCUCAGAAUUGCCAACUCCACUAUUAACAGUGAUGGCAGUGUGGCUGUAAGGAUUAUUUGGGACAUGCCGGAAGAACUUGACAUCCCUGUGCAUCACUACAAAGUCUUUUGGAGUUGGACAGUCAGCAGCAAGUCAGUUGUGCCAUCUAAAAAGAAGAGAAGAAAGACAACUGAUGGGUCUCAAAAUUAUGUGAUCCUGGAAAGUCUUCAGCCAAACAACAACUAUAUGGUAGAAAUACAGGCUAUAAGUUACUGGGGACAAGUACGCCUAAAAAGUGCUAAGGUGUCUUUUUACUUCACUGCUACACAAGCAACAAGUAAUAAAGAUCAGCUAGGGAAAACUAGAAAAGGAGUUCCUGAAAUACUUCCUCCUUUUCAAAGAAGAAGACCUACUCGCCUUCUGGAAGUUGGAGCUCCUUUCUACCAGGACAACAUGCUUCAGGUCAAAGUCUAUUGGAAAAAGACUGAAGAUGCCAGUGUGAAUCGAUACCAUGUACAGUGGUUUGCAGAAUCAUGUGCUCAUAAUGAAACAAGUGGACUUGAGAAAGCAACUGGUCUGGCCCAUGAAAAUUAUAUAAUUCUUCAAGAUCUUGCUUUUUCAUGCAAAUAUAAAGUGACUGUCCAGCCAGCAAGACCCAAAGGUCGUUUGAAGGCAGAAAGCAUUUUCUUUACUACUCCACCUUGCUCUGCUCUGAAAGGGAAACACCACAAACAUAAUAGCUGCCCUGGUGAAGGAGGUCCACUUCUUUCCAAAGUGUUAGCCAAGCCUGAGAACCUGUCAGCGUCUUUCGUUGUUCAAGAAGUCAAUAUCACAGGACACUUUUCCUGGAAGAUGUCCAAGGCCAAUUUGUAUCAGCCUAUGACAGGAUUUCAAGUCACUUGGGCGGAAGUCACCACAGAGAGUAGACAAAAUAGUUUACCCAACAGCAUCAUUUCCCAGUCUCAGAUAUUGCCAGCAGAUCACUAUGUGCUAACUGUACCCAAUUUGAGACCAUCCACACUUUACAGAUUGGAAGUACAAGUGCUGACUACUGGAGGGGAAGGUCCAGCCACAAUAAAAUCUUUCCGAACACCUGACCUGCUGCCAUCUUCAGCUCACAGACCUCAUCUUAAACAACAUCAUCCACAUCAUUAUAAGCCUUCCCCAGAGAAAUAUUAAAAUGAAAUGACUUUUAAAGUGAAAGAAUAUUGAACUACAGAUUAUUUGCAGGACAAAUAGGUACUUUCCCAUCCUUAUCAUGCCUAGUUGAAGUUACAAUCACAUAUAAUUCCUUAAUAAUUCUUUAUAGAUCUUUCCUCUAAUCAUGUGCCUGAAAUCCUGCAUGCCACAAGCAUCAUGACAGUAGUGUCCAUAUUCUGUGACUGAAGAUAUAAAGCACACCUAUGUCAUUAUGAAGAAUAUGUCUAUUGUAAUUGAAAUUUUGUUUCCUAUUCUUAGACUGGAUACAAAGGGUGCCAAAUGUGUCUUUGAUGAGAUUUGGGAAAGAUUCUUUGGAGAAAAGUGAUUUUUAUAUCUGACCAAUUUAGAACAGCUUUGGAUAGGUAAUAUAAGCAAAUGGGGAAGGAAUAAAUGCACUAAAAAACAAGAGCAGUUAGAGAGAUCUUAGUCUGGAAAAUACAUGAAUAAUAUCAAUUUAAGAAAUAGUAGUUGGGGAAAAUAAAUGUUUAACUGUUUUCUCCAAAUUAUAUGACAAGUGCUAUAGUUAGGCCACAUCCAUAUAAUUAGUUAAAGACACCACUAGAAAAUAAUUUCUUUGUACUUAGAGUAAAUAGGUACAUGAAAUGAAGAUUUGCAUGCUAUUGACAUAUUCUUGCCAUUUCUACUCACGUCCUAAAAAUGUUUAAUAGAGUUAUAUUCUGCCCUACUUGAAUAUCCCAGUUAAUGUAGCUAAAAUUCCUUUCUGAUGCCCACGCCAAAUCCAGAUAAAUCCAUAUUAAUCAUGAAUUGACUAUUAUUGUAACACUAACUUAUUUUGGUGGUAACUAAAAUAUCAAACUAAUUGAUUGAUUUAGUCCUAGGAAUGUUUCCCAUUUCUUCUUCAGGAAAUCAAUCAUUUCACUGUCUCCCAGUCCAGUAACUGAAGUUUUUCUUAUGUCUAGGAAUUUAAACUCCCCAAUUGUGCAAUGUUAUUUAUUCUCUCAUUCUUUCAUUAAGUAAGGAGGAAAACUGCUAUUUGCAUCUAUUUUCCUAAAAAUGUUCAUGUGACUGAAAACAUGUUGUCUCAUUCUUAAAAUGAAAAUAUUUUUCCAAACUUUUUAUAAUGCUUCACACAGAAGCUUAUAUAGAUGAAUUUUUUUGGGAGGAGGGAACAAAGUACUGUGCUUCAGUUAAUAAGAGAAAAAUAUUUAUCCUACAUUUGAUUCAUUCUUGUGAGCUCUACUGUUUUAUAUAUUCUUUUGAAUAAGUAAUCUUCCAUUUGAAUGAAUGAAAAAUUCCCCAAUCAUUCCCAAACAAGAUAAAGUCAAUUAACAACAUUAUUACGAUAUCUGAUUGCUAUAGUAGGAAAAAAAAAAGACUACAGUAUUUUUUUCAAGAGGUACAUAUCAAAUGGACAUAAAAAUAAAUGCAAAUAUGUAAUACAUAUAUAUUUACACACAUUCACACAUAUGUAUACCAUAUUGAACAUAGUUCUGUACUGGGAAAUGCUGAAAACAGAUCAUGCAUCUGGAAAAAAAAAUACAAUCCCAGGAAUCCUGCCAAAGACAAUGAGAAUUAAUGAGAACUUAAUAAUUAAUUUCCUUCAAGGUUUUCUAUUGUUUAAGAAGAUAACUAUAUUUUUGCCCUUUUAAUGCACAACUUUCAUUUUGAAGUUUAUUAGGGAAAAUAUGUUUUAAGAUUUUAGGACAGUACAUUCUUACCUCACAUAAAAAGUUAUCAAAUCCCAUUUAAUGAUGUACUUCUGGGUACAAAGAAUUAAGGGAAUUGUUAUAGAUUUAGAAUUCAUGAAAUACACACACACAUACAAAUCUAAGAUUAUUCAUGUACCCAUCUAUCUACUUGUUUUACUUGUAAGAUUCUAGAUCAUCAAAACUAGACAUUUAUUUUAAAAAUAGUUUCCUUUUAUUGUGAACAAAUUGAAAAUUCCUAACAGGAAGGCUCAGCAGAUCAUGUAUAUAACAUAAAAUCCAAGGUCCAAAUGAAAGUUUCUGUUGAUUUUUUUCAGGCUUUUAAUUUAGAUAAGCAUAUAUAUAAAUCUUGGGAAAUAUACCAGAUUCUAAGAUUUAAACCAUUUUGUUGAAGGAAACAAGAAACUCAUGUUAAAACACAAAGGGCAUAAGCAAAUACACUACAGAAUUCUCCUUGGAAAACUAUGCUAAAUUCCAGCACAGAUGCCAACAACCAGAAUCAACAAUAGCAAAAAUUUAAGAGAGGGGUAAACACACACACACACACACAUAUACACACACACUUUGGGACAAGCUCAAACUUACAUUAUUCCUUUGUUUUUGCCAUAGAACCAAUGUAAUCACUCUUUAUCUGUCUUAUUCAUGAAUAAUUUAAAUAAGGAGGUCAAAAUAUACUAAUAAGAAUGGAUAUGUAUAUAAAAGUGAAUUAUUUUUUGUUAAAGUUAGCCAAAAUAUAAAAUAUUAAAACUAUAGGUAGAGGCUGAAAUCCAUGAGAUCAGUACCAUAGAUUCCAUAGUGAAGAGGAACUGCUUAUAUCAACAUGUUUCUUUUUUAAAUGUCUAUAACAUAUCAUUCCAAUUUGGGGGGGUUUCUAUGAAAAAGAAUAUAUUAAAUUAUUGGCUAAAAUGUCAGUUAUUUUGCAUUUUCUUAACUUUCUAAAGUUCACAUUGAUAAAGUCAUAAUUCUAGUUUUCUAAGAUUAGAAACUAUUCUUUAAAAGGAAACAAAAUUUUAAAAUUGGAUGGAUCUCACAUUUAAAGACAAUAAUAGUGCAUUUGAUAAUUGUAAUCAGUGUUUAUGGUACUGAACUAAAUCUUUUAGCUACUCAAAAACAAAGUAUUGAAAAUAGAGAAAAGAUAAAUAUGUACUGCAUAAACCAUACACUAUUUCCUACUAGAGUGCUCAUGUCUUGGAUUUAUCCUAGACUACCUUGUGAAAAUUUUUAUUCCAUUGAAAAUUUUAAAAUGCUUUUGCAAAUGAUCUUGUAUUCUUUUGAAAGUACAUGUUACAAUUUUCAUAUGAUUUAUGGGAGAUCAUUUUUAUUCUAGGUUAUUUUGGAAAUGUUUACAUAUCAGAGUUCAAACUAGAACAUAGUGUUGCUUCUUAUAAAGCUAAAAGGAACAACUAUCAGGCCAUGUCCUGACAUCUUGAUUGAGUAAAUGAGAUUCUUCCCAUAUUAGGAUUGUGGGAGAAGGCCAGGGCACCACAUUAAGAUGAAUAAUUAAUGUAAGGGGACACUGGGAACAUAGGAGACAGAAGGAAAGUAAUAUUUUAAAAAUCAAACACUAAAAUAGGCCAACCUUUCUCAUUUUUCAUUUAGAACAUAUGAAAAAAAAGGUUAAGUCUAAAUGAUUCCAGUGGAAAUUUUAUUUUGUCCUUCAUAUCUGUAAAGGUGUGUUGUGACAUUGACUUAUUUAUUAAACUCCCUUAUAUUUUGUGAUGUGUAAUCCUUCAUUUUUGUUAAUACUGAAAAUUCAAAAUAAUUAUAUCAUGUUAUGAGAUCUUACACUUUGGAAUCAGGAAAUGAGACUCAAAAGCUAUUGCAUGUAGUUUAAAAAUUUAUUUAAGAAAUGUAAAUGAAUUACCUAAAGAUGUUGAUUAUUAUAUAUGGUUUUGCAUGCCCAAACUCAGUGCUCAGCUAUUGGCAUGAACUGUAAUGACUGUCAUAUCUCUACUGAAUAUAUUAACAAGUUACACAAUUUACAGAGUGAUUAACAGAGGUUUAUAUGUAAAGUUAUUUUUUUCUUUAAUUAUAUUGUAGUGUGAAGAUAACAGAACUGCUUAUCUGUCACCCAAGUGGGCUGUAGAAAUCAUGUUCCCUAUAAUAGUCAUUUAAAGUCAAUAUUUAUUUAUGUAUGUAAUACAGAAAAAGUUUGAUUUUUUUGUGUAUGUAUGUCCUGUUAUUUACAGAGAAGAAAUCUUCUUGUAAAUUUUUUUGUAAAAAAAAAAAUUACAAAAUAAUUGUAAAUAGUCUGAUAUUCUGUUACUCAUUAUUUUCAUGUUAGAAUUUGUACAUAUUGUUUAAGUAAUAAACUAUCUCUAAACCUGUA